AUGAACAGAGGAGAAGAAUUAGACGUGUAUGUUGGUGGAAGCUUCACCACUAUCACAAACAACGCCGGCGUUUCCCUUACAGUAAAUUACAUCGCCCUAUACAAUCCAGUGAAAUCUACUUUCUCCAACCUCUCUUUGGGUCUAGAUGGCCCUGUACUUUCACUUCUGUGUGACUCAUCCACUAACACACUAUACGUUGGAGGUUCAUUUACCGCCCCAGUCAAUGUCUCUGCUCAGGAUAAACCAAGCUAUGGGGGCUCCGUCGCAAUAUGGAAAGAUGGUCAAUGGAGCCCGCUACCAUUUGGUGGCUUCAAUGGACCCGUUAACACAAUCGUGUUGAAUAGUGAUAACGCGACAGUAUAUUUCGGUGGCGAGUUUGGGGCUACAUCCGAUGGAAGUUUUGGCGACGUUACUUCAUCUCAGCCAUUGGACAUGACAUAUGGAAAUAUUACUGUUGGCAAUGGAUCUCAAAGACCAGGUUUUAAUGACCCGCAUGUAAUUAUUUGUCCAGGAGGUGGUGAUGGACCAGGCAAUUCAUGGUUAUUAGCCGAUAAUCAACCCGGCCAAUGGAGAGUAACAUUUCCAGUAGAAGUUGCCCCGACUAGUGUUGAUAUAGUGAAUACAAUGGUUGAAAAUAGGGGCACUAAAAUUUUUAG
Paraglomus brasilianum is the source of this 656-nucleotide messenger RNA. The record is from the annotation of a GenBank genome assembly. Lineage: Eukaryota; Fungi; Glomeromycota; Glomeromycetes; Paraglomerales; Paraglomeraceae.